Molecule: messenger RNA, 1066 nt
Organism: Myzus persicae (green peach aphid)
Lineage: Eukaryota; Metazoa; Arthropoda; Insecta; Hemiptera; Aphididae
Exons: 5
Coding region: 284-865 (193 amino acids)
Source: RefSeq, a predicted model, not a curated record
AUAUAUAUUUAUUAUUAUCUACAAAAUAAUUGCGAUAAGACCCUAUCAAGGAAUUAUAAGCAUUCCAUGUCUUGCAAGGUUGGCAUCAUUGGUGAUAUCCUCGACAGUUAACCGUUUUUUUACAAAAUACAAAGGUACACAGAAGUCAGAAAUACAGAAUAGAUAAAUUACUUAAAUUAGUAAUUGCCAAAUCGUAUUCAGUAUGAACUACGAAUAAGAAUACGAUUAAUAUUUAAAAAUAUUUGAACCGGGUUUCGGACCAGGUUAUUAAUAGUUAUUUAAUAUGUUUUCACAAAUCGUACGUAAUGUGAACCUAGAUGUCGAGUCAUCUACUGAUGUAUCGGACGAAUUUGCUGAACUCUUGAAACUAUCUGAGCAAUCGCAUUUAGAAUAUGAAGAUGCAAAGGUCAGGCUAGAAGAGACCAACAAGGAAAUAAAUCACUACGAUGAACAGUUGAACAUUAUUGAAAGAGAACGAGUCAAACUCAUGUCGGAGUUGGCUCUUCAAAUGCAGAUGAAACAUGACUUAAAGAAUAAAGUGGAAGGUCUGAACAGUAUACUACAAUCAACAGAAUUUGACUUAAAAAAAUAUAACAAAAUGAAGUUAAGUACCGCUGACCUAGAUAUUUUCUCCCAUACUAAAAAAACAUUCAUUACUUAUAAGAAUAUGUUGAAGAUAUAUUUUGAUUAUUCCAAUGGUGCAAAUGCAACUACACAAAAAGGAUAUACAUUUAACAGAACCACAAAAAAACUAGCUUACUUUGAGUUUAAUACAGAUGAAAAAACCGACAGUGAAAUUGCAGCAAAUUUAUGGAAUAAAAUUAAGUUAGUUUCAGAUAAAAAUUGGGAAAUUUUAGCUGUAUAGUAAUUUUAUUUAUUUGUAAUGAAGGCUAAUAUGUAUAUUUAAAAAAAUAAUUGUAAUUAAGAAUUUGAUUUUUAUCUUGAACAAUUGUGAACUGCCAUUUGGCUUAUUAGUUGAUUUUUUUAAUUAUAAACAGGUGACAUAUUUUUAUUUCAGUUACUAACCUUUUUGUUAAAUAAAAAGUCUUUUUUUAUCAUACAAAUC